ACAGACGGCGGGAGAAGAGAAGAGAGUACGAAGGCCAUAAGCCCAUAACCCUAGAGAGGUUUUAGCAGCCGCUAGAAGCUUUCGAAGCCGAGGAAAGAAAGAUAGCCGCCACAGAACCGCUGACUAUUACCUCCGCCGCGAAAUCAUGCCGAAGUCCAAGCGCAACCGUGCAGUUACCCUUUCGAAAACGAAGAAGAAGGGGAGAGAACACAAAGAAGGGGUUGUGAAUGGAAUAAGGGAAGCAGUGGAGAAGUACCCUUCUGUGUACGUGUUUGGUUAUGAGAACAUGAGGAAUCUCAAGUUCAAGGAAUUCAGAGACCAGCUCAAGUCCAGCAGCAGAUUCUUCCUUGGGUCAAACAAAGUGAUGCAGGUUGCUCUUGGUCGAUCUGCUGCGGAUGAGCUUAGACCGGGGAUCCGCAAAGUGUCCAAGCUUCUGCGCGGAGAUUCUGGUCUGUUAGCUACCAACUUGCCCAAAGAAGAAGUUGAAAGCUUAUUCCGUGAGUAUGAAGAUUAUGACUUUGCAAGGACCGGUAGUGAUGCCACUGAAAAGGUAGAACUGAAAGAAGGACCUCUGGAGCAAUUUACUCAUGAAAUGGAGCCUUUUCUGCGUAAACAAGGGCUGCCUGUCCGAUUGAACAAAGGUGUUGUGGAACUUAUUUCAGAUUUCGUUGUCUGUGAAGAAGGAAAGCCUUUGUCACCUGAAUCAGCACGGAUACUGAGAUUGUUGGGCAUCAAGAUGGCUACCUUCAAGCUUCACUUAAUCUGCAGAUGGAGCUCUGAUGAUUUUGAGCUGUAUAAAGAGGGACUCGAUGACGCUUCCGACAUUGAAUCUGCAUGAUUUAUGCCUUUUGUAGGGUGGUUAAAUGUUGUAACCUUGUCAAAUCUCAUGGGACUGCACCAAGUGGAUGUGUAAUAGAAGUUCCAUCUAAAACUCUUGUUUUGAACUCAGAAGUAAUGCUUAUGGACUAGCAUUUGCCUCCUUAUAGUUUUAUUCUUGAAUGCCAAGCUUUGAAGGUUUCCCGUUUUAUGUGGAAUGAAAAUUGAGUACGAUG
Messenger RNA from Linum trigynum, 1052 nucleotides. The record is from the annotation of a GenBank genome assembly. NCBI's taxonomy places the organism in Eukaryota, Viridiplantae, Streptophyta, Magnoliopsida, Malpighiales, Linaceae.